AUGCACCAAAUCCUGCACUAUGAGAGUGAAUUUGAAGCACUGAAGGCAUCACGAAAAAAUUGGGUAUAUCCAAAAUGUGAAAAGGCUUGGAAAAAUAUCCAACCGACAGAUAAGUGCUUUAGCCCCCAAAGAUCGGCUCCACAACAACAAACUGCCGACGCCACGUCACAACUGUUACUUACUGCUAUUAAAGAUCUUACAGAAGAGGUCAAAGGAUUAGAAUUCUUCCUCGAUGCCAAUGCUAACGAGGUGAAAGAAUUAAAACUAUCCCUCGAAAAACAAGCCUCUAUAACUUUUGAGAAUGCGAAGAAAUCUGACACUAUAGAGUAA
Nezara viridula (southern green stink bug) is the source of this 330-nucleotide messenger RNA. The record is from the annotation of a GenBank genome assembly. NCBI's taxonomy places the organism in Eukaryota, Metazoa, Arthropoda, Insecta, Hemiptera, Pentatomidae.